AUGUUUCUCAAAGCUAGAUCCCAAGAGGUGGUUCCAAAUGGUUGUAUGGUGUUGAUACUUUGUGGUAGGCAAUCUUCUGAUCCUUCAGACAUGGAGAGCUGCUUUACUUGGGAACUAUUAGCUAUAGCCAUUGCUGAAUUGGUGUCACAGGGAUUAAUAGAUAAAGAUAAAUUAGACACCUUCAAUGUACCUAGCUAUUUUCCAUUACUUGAGGAACUGAAAGAUAUAGUGGAGAGGGACGGAUCAUUCACAAUUGAUCAUAUGGAGGGGUUUGAACUUGAUAGCCUACAGAUGCAGGAGAAUGAUAAAUGGGUUAGAAGGGAAAAGUUUGCAAAGGUUGUCAGGGCCUUCAUAGAGCCUAUAAUUUCAAACCAGUUUGGACAUGAAAUCAUGGACAAACUAUAUGACAAGUUCACUCACAUUGUAGUUUCAGAUUUGGAAGCAAAGCUACCGAAGACCACAAGUAUCAUUCUAGUGCUUUCCAAGAUUGAUGGAUAG
This is a messenger RNA of Camellia sinensis, 498 nucleotides long. NCBI's taxonomy places the organism in Eukaryota, Viridiplantae, Streptophyta, Magnoliopsida, Ericales, Theaceae. The record is from RefSeq and is a predicted model, not a curated record.